Messenger RNA from Microplitis mediator, 1881 nucleotides. Its product is annotated as MFS-type transporter SLC18B1-like. The coding region runs from base 219 to 1721 and encodes 500 amino acids. The record is from RefSeq and is a predicted model, not a curated record. The transcript is spliced from 8 exons. Gene Ontology annotation, molecular function: transmembrane transporter activity. Gene Ontology annotation, biological process: transmembrane transport. Lineage: Eukaryota; Metazoa; Arthropoda; Insecta; Hymenoptera; Braconidae.
CACAAACAGAGCAGUGCGAUUUCGUUUUAAGUGCAGCAUUUUAAAGUCAGUACAAAAUAGCAGUUCUUUCACAUUGUUUUUUUAUCAAUUAUUCAUAUGAAUGUUAUUCUUUUUAUUAAAUUGAAUUUAAUAUUGAUUAUCGAUUGAUUAUUGUCUUUUUUAUUAUUGUUUAUUCAAAUAAUAAUUUUAAAAUAACGUGAAAUUAAUUUUUUUGAAAAAUGGUAGGCCAUUUUACUAAAAGACAGUGGCUUACUCUUAUUGUUAUCAGUAUUGCAGAUUUUGCUAAUGCUAUCUGUGUAUCAUUACAAGCACCGUUUUAUCCUCAAGAGGCAGAGAAAAAAAAUGCAUCACCGUCAGAAUAUGGACUUGUUUUUGGCAUUUUUGAGCUCAUUGUUUUUCUCAUCAGCCCAAUUUAUGGACAAAACUUAAAUAAAAUUGGGCCCAAGUUACUUUUACACGGUGGAAUUUUAACUACAGGCACUUGUGCUAUAUUUUUUGGACUUUUAGAUAAAGUUGAAGGACAUUAUCCUUUUAUAAUUCUAUCUUUUGUUAUAAGAAUGGUUGAAGCAUUAGGUAAUGCUGCUUUUCUAACUGCCAGUUUCGCUAUAAUUGCAAAAGAAUUUCCUGAAAAUGUUGCUACCACAUUUGCAAGUCUCGAAACAUUUUUUGGAUUAGGACUCAUUGUUGGACCAACUGUCGGUGGCGCUUUAUAUCAGGUCGGGGGAUACACAAUGCCAUUUGCUGUUUUAGGAUCUGCUCUUAUUUUUGCAGCAAUCAUGACCGCUUUUAUACUUCCAGUUCAUAAUGAUUUAGAUCAGGAUUCCCCAAGAUUCGGCGGAUACACUCAAGUUUUAAAAAUACCUGGUGUAUUAGUAGCAACAUGUUCAAUAAUGGCCACCAGUAUGAGUAUUGGAUUUCUUCAAGCAACAUUAGAACCUCAUUUACGUCAAUUUGAGCUAAGUCCCGUUGUUUUGGGCUUAAUGUUUGUUCUUAACGGAGGUACUUAUGCUCUCACUGCACCUGCCUGGGGUUGGUUGUGUGACCGUCGACUGCAACCCAAACUAGUCACUAUCAUGGGUUGCAUUUUAGUAAUGAUUGGAUUUUCUUUAAUUGGACCAGCACCUUUUAUUCCAUGCAAAACAAUUAUCUGGGUAACGAUCUGCGGUUUAGUUAUCCAUGGAAUCGGUUUAUCAGCUCAGUUGGUCGCAGCUUUCUCUGAUGCUCUGUCAACAACAGUAGCACACGGGUUUCCAAAUAAUUUUGAGACUUAUGGAUUGAUCAGUGCACUUUGGACAAGUUCUUUUGCUCUAGGUGCUUUUAUUGGUCCCAGUUUAGGAGGCAUUCUUUUGGAUACUAUUAAUUUCCGUAAUGCCUCUAUGUUUAUAUUUUUUCUUCAUUUAUUAGUUGGUAUGACUGCAUUAAUAUUCGUCUGUUGUUGUUCACGAAAUCCAAAACCAUAUACAGAAAUAGUCUCUAAUAGAAAUUCACAAGUUUCUUUAACAGACAGCGGCAGAUCUCACAGUACAAGUUUGUCAACAAGACAAGUGAUUGAUAAUCAAAAUGUAUCGAAUGACAGGCCUAGCGGAAUGAACUCUUUAUUAGCAUGUAAUAGCUAUUCUAAUCGUGCUGGUGCUUGGUCAAGGGCAUCAUACAGCGGUCGCUAUAGUUACAACUACGGAUCACUUGAUGCCAAACAAUAUUUAUUUGAAAGAAGUACUUAACAGUAUAAAGCUUAAUAAAAUAUUUGAAAAUUUUAAAUUAGAGCUCAAGUUUUACUGAACUAUAAUAAUUGUACAUAUUUUCAAAUCUAACAGAUGACUUUUUACUUUUAAAGAUGUUUAUAAAUUUAACAUCAAAAUAAUACAAUAACAAUAUUUUUAA